Molecule: messenger RNA, 1606 nt
Organism: Rana temporaria (common frog)
Lineage: Eukaryota; Metazoa; Chordata; Amphibia; Anura; Ranidae
Product: amiloride-sensitive sodium channel subunit alpha-like
Exons: 9
Coding region: 204-1589 (461 amino acids)
Biological process (GO): sodium ion transmembrane transport
Cellular component (GO): membrane
Molecular function (GO): ligand-gated sodium channel activity
Source: RefSeq, a predicted model, not a curated record
UUCAGCCUCCCCUUGGUCCAGCCAAAGCACAAGGAAGGGGAGGGAGCAGCGAGGCGAGAGGAAGGGAGACGCUGCGAGGUGAGAGGAAGGGAGACGCUGCGAGGUGAGAGGAAGGGAGACGCUGCGAGGUGCACAACAAGUCAGGAUACCGAGAACCCGGGAGAACCAUCCAUGACCCGAGAGGUCCCCGAGAUUACUGGCCAAUGAUGGAUUCAGAAGACUCCCAGGCUCAGGAUACCAAGGAACCCAGGAUGGCGGAGGAGGUGAAGAGGGAGAAGGAAGGUCUCAUCGAGUUCUAUUCAUCAUAUCGGGAACUCUUCGAGUUCUUCUGUAAUAAUACCACCAUUCAUGGCGCCAUCCGGCUGGUGUGUUCCCGAAACAACCGCAUGAAAACCGCCUUCUGGUUGGUCCUCUUCCUGGUCACCUUCGGCCUCAUGUACUGGCAGUUCGGACUUCUCUUCGGACAAUAUUUCAGUUACCCGGUGAGCAUUAAUGUCAACGUCAACUCCGACCGCCUCCUGUUCCCGGCUGUGACCGUGUGCACCUUGAACCCGUACAGGUACCAUUCUAUCCUGAGUGACUUGGACCAGCUGGACAGAGACACCCAGCAGCUCCUCUUCAGCCUCUAUCAGUACAAUGUCACCGGGGUCCAAGGCCGCGUUCCCACAAACCGGAGGAGGCGGGAAGCCAAGGAUCCGCUUCCAUUCCCUCUGGAGAAGAUCCCAGCUGAGGAACGUUCCCACAGGGCGCCACGAAGUGUAGAUUCCGGGCCUGAGGGGGACACCAUGCCAGUCAACCGUCAGAACUGGAACAUCGGCUUCAAACUGUGUAAUAAGACCGGAGGGGAUUGCUUCUACCAGACGUACAGCUCGGGGGUGGACGCCGUCCAGGAGUGGUAUCGCUUCCAGUAUAUAAAUAUCCUCGCCCGCGUUCCCAAGGAUGCCGAUGUCACCACUGAGCAGCUGGAAAACUUUAUCCUCGCUUGUCGGUUCAAUGAGGAGCAUUGCAUGCAGACCGGAAACUACACACAUUUCCACCAUCCCAUCUACGGAAACUGCUACACCUUCAACCACAACCAUUCCGAGAGCAGCACGUGGAUCUCCUCCAUGCCGGGGAUAAAGAACGGUUUGACGCUCGUCCUGCGCACCGAGCAGCACGACUACAUCCCGCUCCUGUCCUCCGUUGCCGGGGCGCGGGUCCUGGUUCAUGGGCACAACGAGCCGCCCUUCAUGGAUGACAGUGGCUUUAACAUCCAGCCCGGGGUGGAGACCUCCAUUGGCAUGAGAAAGGAAACAAUCAGCCGUUUGGGCGGAGACUACAGCGAUUGUUCUGAAGAUGGCGGCGAUAUUGACGUGAAGAAUUUGUUUAACAGUGACUAUACGCAACAGGUCUGCGUCCGCUCGUGUUUCCAGGCAGAGAUGGUGAAACGCUGCGGUUGUGCGUACGCUUUCUAUCCGCAGCCGGAGGGAGCCGAGCUCUGCGAUUACAAGAUCCACAAGAGUUGGGGUCAUUGUUAUUACCGACUUCGAAACGAAUUCAACACGGAUGUUCUGGGCUGUUUUACCAAAUGCCGCAAACCUUGCCUGUAAGUACCCCGCUAAUCCCC